CUUCACCAACCCGGCGGGACCAGGGCCGAAGCGAGAGGGGAAACCGACUUCCUAACUGGGGCCAGGUGAGCCCUACUGCGCAGCUCUCGGUUGCUCCGCGUCCGGGAUGGAGAGGGCCCGGGCGGCAUCCGGAGGAGACCAAGUCCGGGCCGAGUUGCCAAUGGAGACCUUGGAAAACCAGGUCCCGGGGCUGGAGCAGCCGCAGGCCCCCGCGGAGGAGCCACCGGAGAGUCCCGAGAACAGCCUGGCUCCGGCCGUACACCAGGCGACCGGCGCCGGCCAGGACUUCUCGGGCGGGAAGAAGCUGCCCUCGCCGCACCCCGCGCGCCUUCGGGUGCUGCCACCCAGCCUGGGCUACGGUGCCUUCCGCCGCCAGGUGUCCGCCAGCCCGGAGCCGCCGUCACCGGGCCCCGCUGCGGCCGAGCAGCCCCGGGACCGCGAGGCGGAGCUGGUGCCCUGGGCCGCGCCGGUGGAAUUGCAGGUGGACGUGCGCGUGAAGCCCGUGGGUGCGGCCGGUGGCAGCCGCGCGCCCUCGCCCGCGCCCUCCACGCGCUUCAUCACAGUGCCGGUACCGGAGUCCCCGGGCUUCUCCCGCCACGCCUCGCCCGUGUUCCCGAUUCUGCCGCGGACCGCCUCCUUGGGCAGCACGUGGGGUCGGGGCUCGCAGCUGGCCGUAGCCCGGGCGGAGCACGGCCUCGAUGCCGAGGGCCGGGUCGACCCUGCCGAGGGGGACGCGGAGUCCCCGGGCUCCCCUAAGUGCCGCUGCCGCUGCAAGGAGCAGGAGCUGGAGAAGGAGGACACCGUGCUGCUGCACCGCGCCCAGGUGGACGGCGACCUGAAGCUGCACCGGGCGAUAAAGCUCAUCGGGCUGCCGAUGUACAUGAAGUCCCUGCGCUGGGCCCUGGUGGUCAUGGCCGUGCUCCUGGCGGUGUCCACGGUCGCCAUUAUAGCCCUGGCCUCUCGAACAGGGGCCAGGUGCCGGCCGUGUCCCCAGGGCUGGCUGUGGUACGGGGAGCACUGUUACCACCUCUCCGCCGAAGCUCAGGCCUGGAAAGCCAGCCAGGCGUACUGCUCAGCCCUCAACGCCACCCUCGCCCUGCUGAGCCACAGCCAGGACUUCCUGAGCAGAUGCCUAGCCAUCAAGUACUCCUGGGUGGGGGCCCAGAGAGGCCCCCAUGGCUGGCACUGGAUUGACGGUACCCCCCUGUCACCCCCGCUCGUCCCGGAGGAAGAGGAGGGCCGGCCGGAUCUCAGGUGCGGGGCCGUGGAUGGAGGCAAGCUUGUGGCUUUGGACUGCUCCUCUCCAAGGCCCUGCAUCUGCGCCAAGGGGGCCGAGUGACGUGGGUUUCACCCGUUCACCCGCUGGAGGCCUGCAGCCUACUCCCUGGAGCCAGGCUCCCAGGGCUUCCUGCCCUGAGCAAACCUGGGAGCCCGGGAGCAGGACCUCUGCUGCAGGAAGACCUCUGGGCCGAAGGCUUUCUGCGGCCCUGGGGCCAAGUGCCCAUUUCCAUCUCCAGCCGCUGAGGAGGCUCUGUUCAGACCUUAAGCCAUUUUGGUUUUUAGCAUUUUGAGCCUAGGUCUCUCCCUUGUUAAAAUGGCCAUUUCCCAUGCUCUCUCUUACCUGCUUCCCCACAAUGCACACUUCUUGAGUCCCAGAGGAACAGAUCACAGGUGAGCCCAACCUGGGUUCUCAUUGAGCCCCCGAAAUACGUUUUGCGGCGAGAACAAUUGUCAGCAGGGACGUUGUUGCUAUAGAUGCCAGUUCUGAGCAGCUGGCACAUGGCCAGCCCAGCUGAUGACCAGGGUCCCAGCAAGUGAGAAGCUAUGGACACCUGGAGGAAGACGGAGGUUGCCCACCGAUGGCCGAGGCUGGGAUGAUGCAGGGGAGACAGCCACCUGGGCAGGAGGAACCUGGCCUUGGUAGGGGGAAGUUCCCGCAAACACGGGUCCCAGUGAGAAAGGAAGUCAGAAAUGUGGGUGGGUUCGAGGCAGCUCUUCCCACAGCUGUGGGGACACCGGCCUGAAGGUGUCAGUGUGCUGGGGUUCGUGAGGACCCUCAGAAAGUGGCACCCCAGCCUGCAGAGACCCCUCCAACAACAGGAGACCGUACCUGCGUCUCAUCUUGGUGCCGGGCAGUCAACACAACUGUGUAUAAAAACCAGCUUUCUAGUCGGGUCACAUCCACAUCCUCCUCGGAGAUGUGACGUCCAUGAGACCAGCAGCUUGUAGAGAAAGUGCAGGCGCCUGGGAGAAAGAUGUGGCGAGCCCGAGAGGACAGGCAAUAAAAGCCUGGGAGGCCCUCUGCCUUUCUCGUGGCCUCCUCAUUCUGACUACACGUUAACUCCAGAGCAAGAAAACAUGGCUGGCCUCAACUCCCUUCAAAGCCCUUCUCGGCAGACGUCGUGGGUCUGGGGCGUCAGGGUGCUUCAACAUCGGGAGCGCUUGGACACCUCCCGGCUUCAAGGACAAGUCCCAUGUGGCUGGGGGCCCCCGACCAGCUGUGGAGGUGGCCAGAGCGGGGCGCUGAGGGCUGAAGUCUGGAAGUUACUGAGCUUCCCUUGGUGAAGCAAUGGAGUGCGACAGAGGACUUACUGUCCAAAACCGGCAAGCCAACAGAUCAAAGUGUAAGCUUAUUAUUUAGAAAUUCAGAGACAAAUAGAAGAAACAGCAAAAAUAAUUAUAAAUGCCUUAACACUAAUCGAUGACAGAGCAGUGGCCAGAGCCGGGAGGGGCGCCAGGGAACAUUCUAGGGGCUGGAAGUGCUCUGGGUCUGGGUGGGGUUGGGGCCACCCACGUACAGGGUUGUCACGCUGUUCUACUGAAGAUUAGAAAGUGAAGUCUGUCUCCAAUAACUGGAGUCAAGUUACUAGGGGACUGAUUUUUUUAAAAAAUGAAAACUGAAUAGUGGGCACGAAAUAAUCCAAGGAGUGAAGUAGUGACAUGGGGACUACGUUAGAAAUUUAAAUGCUGAAGUACAUGUUACAGACCGUCACCAUCUGAUUCAUCUUCCUGCAAAGAUUCCGUAGCGGCUACUUCUCCAGUGCAGCUGGGCUCCAGUUAAAAGCUUUAUCCUGAACAUCAUCUAGGACUGAUUCUUUUAAAAAAACAUUUAUCCUUUUGUAUAUUUACUUAAAUCCACAUUCACAGUUUAAGAAAACAAAACACAUUCAUGCACUACUUUGGUAAAAAGACAUUAGACUUUUUUAAAAGGUCCAGAAGAUUCUGACCUGCGGCAUGGCCGGAGAACUACGUGUCGGAAACUGUCCCUGUCACAGAGCUCCAUCCUGGCUCUACGUGUCAGCCUCACCUUCUGAGCAGGUUGCCCUUUUGCAGGAAGGGCGCUGGAAGACACGCAGCAGGUUGGUUUGCACGGAACUCCAAUUUUUCUAGUGCCUUCCCACCGGGCACAGCCAGCUGCCACUGUUUGAAAUUCCCAUCCAGCGGUGUUGCCAGCACACUGGCUUGUUCCGAGGGGCUCUGGGGGCCAGGCUCUGACAUGCACUGGCCCCGCGGCUCACAGCAGCCUGCGAGGGGCAGCUCUGGAACAUCCAGUCUGCGUCAGACCUCAAAUUCGCCAUCCUCCAAACCCUGUUUCUGAUUUAGGGGGUCGGGGACCUUAAGUGAAGUUCCUACCAGCUUUCUUGGGUUCUGAUGCUGAGGGUCCAGGAACCCCAUUUGCAGAAGCCCUAACAGAGCCCGUCUUGCUACCAGGAAAAAAAUCAGUAUUUUAAAUGAACUUUGAGGUGUAAUUUGCACCAAAGAAAAUGUAGCUGGUUGAGGAGCACCUGUUGACAAGUAUAGGUCCUUGUGAGCCACUGCCAGUCAAGAUGUGGAGUAGUGCCAAUGCUCUAGAAAGUUCCCUCCUGUCCCUUUGCGGUCAGUCUCCCCUCUGGGACCUCCAGCUCCAAGCUCAUCUGCAUUCUGUCUACAGAUUAAGUGUAGUUUGUUCUAGGAUUUCCUUUAAGAGGAUUGCACAGUAUGUAGUGUUUUGCAUAUGCUUUUCGAGCCGAGUAGGAGGUUGUGAAGACUUAUUCAUGCCAGCACAUGUAUCGGUAUGUCUUUGUAGGAUUUACCUUCUCUCCAGCGGGUGACAUCAGGGUUGAGUCCACACUUGGGGUGUUACGAAUACAGCUGCUACAAACAUUCAAACAGAAGUCCUUGUAAAACAAAGUCCUUGUGUGGACAUAGGUUGUCAUUUCUCUUAGGUACCUGGGGGUUGUAUGGUCACGUUUCAUUUGUAAGAAUCCACCGAACUGUUUUCCAGAGGAGCUGUGCAUUUGACACUCCCACCAGAAUACGCGUUCCAGCUGCCCCGCCGCUUCCUGGCUGACAUGUGGUCUGGCCGGUCUCCCCCCACCCCAGCCAACUCUAGUGGGUGUAUAGUGGACUCGGUGUGGUUUUCAUUUGCAUUUCCCUGAUAACUGGUAAUACUGAGCUGCUUUCAUGAGCUCAAAGGCCAUUUGUAUGUACUUUUUUGUGUGAUUCUGAUACCCAGACUGUAUUUAGAAAAACCCUAUUAACACCCACACCCACGGGGCAGACUUUUAAGCGACAAUUUAAAUGGAAAAAUCUAAGGUAUCUCCCAACUUUGUGAGAGCGUUUCAACGUAGAGAAUUUAAAGUCACAUAAACACCCAUAUACUCACUACCUAGAUCUAACAACAGUUAACAUUAAUGUGAAUGUACGAAAUCCAACCAUCUGAAGGUGUUAGAGGUCGGGCCACUUCACCUGAAAAUACUUCAGCAUGCAUCUCCUACAAAUAAGGAUAGUCGUCUAUGUACUAACGAUUCCACUAUUACUUAGUAAAAUCAGCAUUAACUUAAUAUUCAAUCCAUGUUUCCAUUUCCCCGGUUCCACUAUUUUAAACAAAAACCAGGGUCGAAGCAUUGUUAUGGGUAUUUCUUUAAUCCCUUUUAACAUAGAGCUUUGUUUCAGUAACAUUUACUUUUUGAAGAGACUAGGCCAGCUGUAGAGUGACAACUGUCCGCCCUGGCUGGUGAGGCUCAGUGGAUCGAGCGCUCGGCCUGAGGACUGAGAGGUCACCAGUUCAAAGUCUGGAUGGGACACAUGCCUGGGUUACAGGCCAGGUCCCCAGUUGGGGGUGUGUGAAAAUGUUUCUCUUGCAUACCAGUGUUUCUCUCCCUCAUUUCCCCUCUCUAAAAGUAAAUACAUAAAAUGUUUAACUAUUUAAACUAAAUAAAUAAAGUG
Artibeus jamaicensis (Jamaican fruit-eating bat) is the source of this 5208-nucleotide messenger RNA. It is a transcript of the gene KLRG2, whose product is annotated as killer cell lectin like receptor G2. The transcript is spliced from 5 exons. Lineage: Eukaryota; Metazoa; Chordata; Mammalia; Chiroptera; Phyllostomidae. The record is from RefSeq and is a predicted model, not a curated record. The coding region runs from base 107 to 1339 and encodes 410 amino acids.